This is a messenger RNA of Hibiscus syriacus, 2515 nucleotides long. Its product is annotated as probable GTP diphosphokinase RSH2, chloroplastic. Lineage: Eukaryota; Viridiplantae; Streptophyta; Magnoliopsida; Malvales; Malvaceae. Gene Ontology annotation, biological process: guanosine tetraphosphate metabolic process. The transcript is spliced from 6 exons. The record is from RefSeq and is a predicted model, not a curated record. The coding region runs from base 269 to 2455 and encodes 728 amino acids. Gene Ontology annotation, cellular component: chloroplast.
UAUGAUAGAAUAAAUAUACGUGCUGAACCAAAGGGAUUUAUUUUUCUUUUUUAGUUCUUACUCUUGAGAUUCCAAUAGGGUCUCGUUUAACAAAUUCAUUGGCUUCUGAUUGUAGGGGGGGACCCUUAAAUUGUUGUGUUUUUAAAGAAAAUUUUGAUUGGAUCCUGAGCAAAUUUGUUGUUUCUUUGGAGGGAAAAUUCUGGGUUUUGACAUUUAAUUAAUUUUAAAACCAUUUAUUUUGGGGAUUUAUCUUGGUUGUUCGUAAGCCAUGGCGGUUUCGACAAUAGUUCUUUACGCUAGUCCACCGAGGAGCACGCCGAGCACCGUGUGCUCCGCUCCUAUUCAGAUCAACAUGAAUUCUCACGCUUCUUACGAUUUUGAUUUGAAUUCAAGAUCCUCGUCAACUUCCUCAACGACCGCUUCAGGUUCUUUACAGAGACCCGCUGUUGGUGGUCUAUCGUGCCUCUUCUCCUCGCCGUCGGUAAAAUCAAGCUUUUCUAGCGGUGGGGGAGACGAUCUAGGGUCCUAUAGAGGAGAAGAUUUGAAGGAAUUAAGCAGUUCAUUUUGUUACUCGUCGAGUAAAUUCGGUGGUUCUUCUUUGAAAGCCAAUCAGAGCCCGAUAUCGGUGUUUCAGGGCCCGGUUUCGUAUAGUAGCAGCGGCUCUCCUAUGCGAAUUGUUCGCGAAAAGGGUGGGGAUGUGAAUUUCCAUGGCUCAUUUCGUGUUGGGACAAAUCGAUUGUUCAACGGAUUCAUUAGGGGAACAUUGGGAUCUUGUCGUCAUUAUGAUUCCCCGAGUUUCAAGGUGCAAAGCAGUAGUUGUGUUGAUGAAUUACCCUUCACUAUGGAGGAUAAUUUCACGGAGGAAGUGGAUUGGGAGCCUUAUGCGAAGGAAUUGCUUUUAGGUGCACAAAUGAAGCACGGAGUAUUUUCCGAAGAUAUUGUAAUCAAAGCAUUUUAUGAAGCCGAGAAGGCACAUAGAGGGCAGAUGCGUGCGAGUGGAGAUCCUUAUCUGCAACAUUGUGUAGAGACGGCAGUGUUGUUGGCAUCCAUUGGUGCUAAUUCCACGGUCAUUGCAGCAGGGCUUUUACACGACACCAUUGAUGAUUCAUUCUUGAGCUACGACUACAUUUUUAGAACAUUUGGUGCCGGGGUUGCUGAUUUAGUAGAAGGGGUCUCUAAACUUAGCCAUCUGAGCAAGCUAGCACGAGAAAAUAAUACGGCGAGCAAGACUGUUGAAGCUGAUCGCCUUCACACCAUGUUCCUUGCCAUGGCAGAUGAACGAGCGGUUCUUAUUAAAUUGGCAGAUCGGUUGCAUAACAUGAUGACACUAGAUGCAUUGCCUCCGCUCAAGCAAAAGAGGUUUGCUAAGGAGACUUUGGAAAUAUUUGCUCCUUUGGCCAAUCGGCUAGGAAUCUCUAGCUGGAAGGAGCAAUUAGAGAAUCUAUGUUUCAAGCAUCUCAAUCCGGAGCAGCACAAAGAAUUGUCUUCUAGGCUUGUGGACUCAUUUGAUGAGGCAAUGAUCACUUCUGCUAUAGAGAAACUCGAGAGGGCGCUCAAGGAUAAAGAAAUUACUUACCAUGUUCUCUCUGGACGACAUAAAAGCUUAUAUAGCAUUUAUUCAAAGAUGUUGAAGAAAAAGUUGACAAUGAAUGAAAUCCAUGAUAUUCAUGGAUUACGAAUCAUUGUUGAAAAGGAGGAAGACUGUUAUGAGGCUUUGAGAGUAGUUCACCAGUUAUGGUCUGAAGUACCUGGAAAGCUGAAGGACUAUAUAAGAUACCCUAAAUUUAACGGGUAUCAGUCUUUGCACACAGUGGUGAUGGGUGAAGGUGCAAUUCCACUUGAAGUUCAAAUUCGAACAAAGGAGAUGCAUUUGCAAGCCGAGUUUGGCCUUGCAGCUCACUGGAGAUACAAGGAGGGUGACUCAAAGUACUCUUCAUUUGUACUUCAGAUGGUUGAGUGGGCUCGAUGGGUUGUGACUUGGCACUGUGAAACAAUGAGCAAGGACCAAUAUUGUUCGAUUGGCUACACUGAUCCUGUCAAGCCACCCUGCACCUUCCCAACACAUUUGGAUGACUGCCCGUUCUCUUAUAAGCCUCAUUGCAGCCAGGAUGGACCUGUCUUUGUUAUCAUGAUCGAAAAUGAUAAGAUGUCAGUGCAGGAGCUUCCGGCAAACUCAACAAUGAUGGAUUUGCUAGAAAGAGCUGGGAGGGGGAACUCGAGAUGGUCUCCAUAUGGGUUUCCAGUGAAGGAAGAGUUGAGGCCAAGGCUGAACCAUGAGCCAGUGAGCGAUACAACAUGCAGGCUGAUGAUGGGGGAUGUGGUGGAGCUAACACCAUCCAUACCCGACAAGUCUUUGACAGAGUACAGGGAGGAGAUACAGAGGAUGUAUAACCGAGGUCUCCCUGUUUCCAGUACGGGACCCUUGUCUAGUACUAUGUUUGCUUCAAGAAGUUGACCUGACCCUCUUCAAUUCUUACUUUAUGCAAAAGAAAAAGAAGCAAUAGCUUAUUCUUGU